AUGAAUCCUGAUGUAGGCCCGGUCACUGUCUUCAUCACAGCUGAGCGAGAACGCACAAUCGCUACGCCUGAUAGCCCUCUAUUCCUCAAGGGCGUGCACUUCAAUCCUGUCGACUCGUGCAUGUGGUAUAAAGAGGUACUCCCGUACCUGUCGGAAUGCACUUUCGUCGUCGCCUCCACCGCCGAUGUCACCUACGGCGGCAACAUCUUCGGUUCGGCGGCUUUGCCGCACAUCUACAAUGCGGUGACCAAGGUAGAACUGCCUAAGUUCUACUGGUUCAGCGGUGUCGCCCUUAAUCGAUACCACAAUCCGUAUCUGCAGAUGUGUCGCAAUCUGCCGAACCUGCGUGAGCUGGGCAUCGCAAUGCAGACCGCCGGGCUGACGAACCAGCGUUGGCCAGAGCGCCAGAUAAUCGCGCUUGAGCGUACCAACCCCGAGGCGGCGAAGGAACGCAUCGUCCUGUCUCUGCGAGAAGUGGUGCAUAGGUACGAGCUUGAUGCGCUCUUUGCCUGUGCUGGUCUGCGUCGUCUCCGUCUGGAGUACAUUGAGUCCGCCAUGACGGCGUACUUCUGCCGCGUUGGCAACCCGGUCGACGUCCUUCAGGACGUCAAAACAUACCUUGAACAAGGUUUCACCCAGAGGGGUCUGCAGGUGAUCGUGGAGCUUGUGCGCGUGGAUGAGAAAGCACUGAGAUGA
This is a messenger RNA of Macroventuria anomochaeta, 696 nucleotides long. RefSeq lists its product as uncharacterized. The transcript has a single exon. The record is from RefSeq and is a predicted model, not a curated record. NCBI's taxonomy places the organism in Eukaryota, Fungi, Ascomycota, Dothideomycetes, Pleosporales, Didymellaceae. Bases 1 to 696 code for a protein of 231 amino acids.